CAGCGCGAACGCACCUCAACCGCCACCCGAGGACCCCACGCCCUGCACUUUGAAGUCCUGAGCGGCGCCGGUUUAUUUAUAUCUCCUCUGUCUCAGGUUUAAGAUCCUCCUAGCAGUGCCUCCCGCCCACCCUUUCCGCAAAACGUUUGUUUGUUGAUAGUGGAAGGCGAAGGGGAAGAGGGGGGAGGUGAGUGGGCGGGUCGGAUGCAGCGGGCAGACAGGCAGGCGGCGGGGCUGGGUCCUGGCGGCUGAUGAGGCCGCUGCUGCCGGUUGCCGGGGAGCGGGAGCGGGAGCGGCCGGUGCUGCCGCCACCGCCACCGCCGGGCCCGGGCUCCGUGUCGCUGCUGCUGCCGCCGCCAUUGUCGGGGAAGCCCAGCGCCGCCGGCUCCAUGGACACCGUUCCCAGCGACCGCAUGCGCCUCAUCUUCUGCUUCCUCGCCGUCUUCGUCUGCUACUUCUACUACGGCAUUCUGCAGGAGUCCAUAACAAGAAGCAAAUAUGGAGACCAAGAAGAAUCAUUCGUAUAUGCAAAAUCGCUUGUAUUUGUCCAGUGUGUUAUUAAUGCUAUUUUUGCCAACUAAGUAAUAAUACAAUUAUUUGAAAAGCCAUCAAUUGAACGGACGCCACACUGGCUGUAUGCAGUUUGUUCAAUGUCUUAUUUAGGGGCCAUGGUCUCCAGUAACUCUGCGCUCCAGUAUGUCAACUAUCCAACACAGGUUCUAGGAAAAUCAUGCAAGCCCAUUCCAGUGAUGCUUUUAGGAGUCAUUAUUGGAAGGAAAAGGUACCCCUUGGCCAAGUAUCUUUGUGUGUUGCUCAUAGUUCUGGGAGUGGCUUUAUUUAUGUAUAAACCCAAAAAAGGGACGGACAGUGCAAAUGACCAUAUAUUUGGAUUUGGGGAAAUACUAUUAUUGGCCUCCUUAACUUUGGACGGAUUGACUGGAGUAGCACAAGAACAUAUGAGAGCUAAUUUCCAGACUGGUUCAAACCAGAUGAUGCUAAAUAUUAAUGUUUGGUCCAGUUUGUUGCUGGGAAUAGGAGUACUUUUCACUGGAGAAAUAUGGGAAUUUCUGAAUUUCACUGAACGCCAUCCCAGUAUUCUCUACAAGAUACUUCUGUUUAGUUUAACUAGUGCUCUGGGCCAGAGUUUCAUCUUCAUGACUGUUGUUUACUUUGGACCCCUGACUUGUUCAAUCAUUACUACAACCAGAAAGUUCUUUACCAUCCUUGGUUCAGUGCUUAUUUUUGGUAAUCCCAUUACCUCAUUGCAAUGGGCGGGAACGGUUUUUGUAUUCUUAGGUCUUGGUUUAGAUGCAAAAUAUGGAAAAACAACCAAAAAAAAUCAAUAGAUACUGAAGAAAUUAUUCACUCGAAGAUUUUGAUCGCCAAAAAUGCUGCCUGAAUUAUGUUCAUUGACAUUUUUCAAAGUUACAUGCUCCAGUUGUAAAUUGGUUUAAAUAUUUAGCUCGUUUUACUUUUUAAAAUAAGCAUUUACUGACAAGCUCCAUGUGUCUGUUUAUUUCAUGAUGUUGCACUUCAUGCAAUACAAAACGUGGUGUGAGGCUCCGUUAGUGCUAUCAUCAGAACUUUAGAACUAGUUAUUCUACAAAUUUUGUCUGAUUCAUAACUGAGAAAAAAACAAAUUUCUAAACUGACAUUGUUAAAUUUUGAAGUGUAAAAAUAAAACUACAGAUGCUGGAAUUCUGGAAAUGGCCUCAAAAUGGCCAACAGGUCACAGAGUAUCUGCAGAGAGAGAGAGAGAGAGAGAGGUACAAUUUCAGGGCAAUAACUUGGUGAAAGGUCAUCCUGAAAUAUUAACUCAGUUUCUCUCUUCAUGGAUAUUAUUGUAUUUGCUAAGGUUUCCCAGCAUAUUCUGCAAUUGUGUAUAUAGUCCACAUACAAUCAUUUUACUGAGAUUAGUUUUUUUUAAUAGUCCUUUGAAAAUAAGUCAGAAACGGCUCUUGGGUUUUAAAAUUACAUUUAUAUACUUCCAUAAGAAAUAAUGAUUCUGCACAAUGUAUAUAUGAAAAAUUAUAGUUCAAACUAAUUAUUUAAAUGCCUUUUUUUUAACAGUCUUUAAAUGUUUAUUUCAAUGUAACGCCCAAGUAUUUUAACAGCUUCAAUCUUAAAAAAAGAUUUGCCAAAAUCUAAUAAGGGGUAACACAAUUAAGAACUGUUAGAUUAAAAUACAAUCACCCAAUUGAAAAAAGAAUUGAUAUACAUUUCUCAAAGUGUUCAUGUUAUUUAGAUAACUUAUCUCUCCUCUGAUGUACAAGUAGUUGUAAAUUGCUAUGUGACUCUAAAUAUGAGCAUAGAUGAGCAGAUCUAUCAUAUAUGAACAUGUUUAUCAUGUAUUCUUAAAUGCACUAUAUGCAAAAUGAUCUUCAGUUUUAGCUACUGUGUUGGUGAAUGGAAGUACAGUACAUGUUAGGAAAUUAGUCUGUUAUUAUAUUUAAUUCAGGUCAUCCCAUGUUAGUGAGCCAUCUUUUCUUUGCCCACUUCCCACUUGACUUACGGAAGUAUUACAAAAGCAAUUUAAUAUCUAUUUUCAAAAUAAAAACUUAAAAUUAGUGCAUCUGUUGCAAUCUACUGUGUACAUUGUGGAAAGAAGGAACUGCAGAUGCUGGUUUACAAAAAAAAGACAAAGUGCUGAGGUAACUCAAUGGGUCAGGCACUAUCCCUGGAGAAUAUGGGUUGGGACCCUUCUCAGACAUGAGUUUAAUUGUUUGUAUCAUUGAAAAUACACAAGUAACUUGGUUUCUUAUUGUUAGGUUAUGCUUACAGAAUACUUGCAAUGUAGCUUUUAGUAUGGAAACUAAAUUGCUGCCCAAUGUUGAAUAUGGAUUUGUUUCAUGCUGUGGUGUCCACUUUGGCUUCAUCCUCCAUGUGAACAGCAGCACUAAUCCAAUGUAUCCAAAUUAAUUCUGGGAACUGCAGAUAAAUAAAGUGAAAGCUUUUCAUGAAAAAGAAUUGUAGCAGCAACUGACUCAAAAUCACUCUCAGGUAGCAUUCCGACUUUGAAAUAAGGGAUACACUGAAUCAAUAUUUUCUUUUAACAGCAUUUUUGCCUUGUGUCAGAAGAUGUAACUAAUUUAUGAUUCACCAAGUACCUACUGAAGUGGAAUUAUAUUCUGCUGUUUUUUUAAUUCCUAGAAACAAAUGAUUGAAGCACUUUUGGUUUAUGGUAUUUUUAAGUCACUGAUGUAAGUAGCUGCGGUUAAAAUUGCAUUAAUUUUAUAUUUUAAUUUGGCAUGAGCUGUAUUGAAUCCAAUGUUUUCUGGCAGUUUUAGUGAUGCAGCAUGUUUAAAAUCAAAAUAUAUUGGCAUUUUGUGUUUUGGGGUCUCAGUCUAACAAAUAAACUGAUUUAGAUAAGAGA
Molecule: messenger RNA, 3373 nt
Organism: Amblyraja radiata (thorny skate)
Lineage: Eukaryota; Metazoa; Chordata; Chondrichthyes; Rajiformes; Rajidae
Gene: slc35b1
Product: solute carrier family 35 member B1
Exons: 9
Biological process (GO): UDP-galactose transmembrane transport
Cellular component (GO): Golgi membrane; endoplasmic reticulum membrane
Molecular function (GO): UDP-glucose transmembrane transporter activity; UDP-galactose transmembrane transporter activity
Source: RefSeq, a predicted model, not a curated record